AUGGCAUCCAUUCCAAGGCACGACUCGACCAUUUCCUUUCCAACACUCCCGGGCUCACCCACCAAGUCUCCACUUCAAACACGGUUGCCGACCUUUUCCACAUCGCACUACGCUGAUCCUCACGAGCCGGAUUCGAUGCCGCCGCCUCGUGCUACCCACGCGAAGGCGUAUCCCGCAUCCACUCAGUCCGCUCAGUCGCAACAACGACACUCAAUUGUAUCAGACGAUUCCUCUGCAGCGUCCUCAGCCGAUUACUUUGGCAUUAACCCGCAAACCAGCAGACCUAUUUCGGCCACCACGCUCGCAUCGUCUCGCCCGUCCUCGGUGGCAUCCAAUGCUUCCUCGGGAAGUCAUGUUCAGGGUCAGCUCACCUCUUGUGCCGACCUGCUCAGUCCCGGCCUUGCAUCAGCGCUAGGUCUUCUUCCCAGUCAGGCAAGUAACUUUGCCUUCCCCAGCUCUAGCAGGACCGCUGCAGGCCCCACCCCUCCGGAUUCGAUCGCAAGCAGCUCCAGCAACCACAAUCAUGCAUCUGCUCGUCCGCUACAAAGGCGUGUCCGAGCUCAGAGUGCACAGGGCGCAGCCCUCUCACACCGACGCCCCUCUUUGCCAUCGGUGUCCAGCAUUAACCACCGCAUCAGCGUAGCCAGCGUCUCGAGCUUCGAGAGCUUACCUGAAGAUGAAAUCGUUCAGGGCUUUCUCGCUCCGGGUGUUCUCCCACUCAAAUCACGCGCGUCGAGCUACGAACGCAUCCCUCGCAGCGCAACCUUCAGCUAUCCGCACGCCAAGGAUGAAGCAAAUUUCACAGACAGCGGCGACCCCUCGACCUCGUCCAUUUCCCUUGGCAGUGCUGUCUCGAUCGCGACUGGCUCCGAGGCCUCAUCCACCGGCGACCAUCCACCUCCUCGUACAGAUUCUGCCUCGGCCUCGUCCUCCUCCACGGCAUCUUCCUCUCACGGCUCACGCCCCAGCGCUACCAGCUCCACGUCCACCAUCACUGCAGGCUCUUCGCGACCGAGCUACUUUCUUCGCCGCGCUGCCACUGCUCCCGUUCCGGCCGCCGAUGUGGCAAUCCUCAUGGCACAUCGUCAACGCAGCGCAAGGGAGCUCCUCGACACCGAACGUUCCUUUGUUGCCAGCUUAACCCUAAUCGACCAGGAAUACUACCAGCCACUGCUAGCCAGCCUCGGCAAGGGAAAGGCAACCGCUUCACAGAAUGCAUUACCGCCCAUCUUGUCGCGCAAAUCCGUCGCCGACAUCUUUUCCAACUUUUACGACAUCCUCCAACUCAGUAGAGAGCUCCUCAGCCAGUUGGAAGAUCGUCUGCAGAUGGCUCCUUCGCCACCCUUUGCCCAAGGCUCAUUGGCCAAUCAGAUUCGUGCAGAGCCCGUCGCAGGUAUGGAAUGGAAUCCUGCCGUUGAUUGCAUCGGCGACAUCCUCGCUACCCUGGCUCCUUUCCUCAAAAUGUACUCGCUCUUUGUCAAGAACUUCAGCAGCGCUCUUCAACGCAUCGAGUCCGAGCAAAAGACCAACGAAGCCUUCGCCAAGUUUCUCAAGGACACCGACCAGAAGCGUGCAGCCAAAGAGAAGAUCACCACCACCACGGGAAGCGUGCGACAUGCCUUUGGCUACGGUCUCGGUUUUCAGGCUCAUCUGCUCACCAUUGUUCAGAGGAUUCCGCGCUACAAGCUGCUCGUAGACGACCUCGUCAAGUCGACGCCCGAAACGCAUCCAGACUGCGUUGAUCUCCGGCGCGCCAGCCACAUGAUCGAGCAGGUGGCGUCCUACAUUAACGAAAACGUCCGACAGCACGAGAUGGUGCUCACCAUGCUCGGCUUGCAAAAGAGCCUCCAGGGUCUCACCGAACCGCUCGUGGCCCCGGGAAGGGUACUCAUCAAGCGAGGCACGCUCAUGAAGACGUGUCGUCGCAACGUCCAACCGCGCGAGUUUUUCCUCUUUACCGACUGCCUCAUCUAUGCAAGCCCCAUCUCGGGUGGCAUCGAAGCCGCCUCUGCAGCUUGGACCAUGCUCGCACAGCGUGGUGGUCUUUACGGAGCUAGCACCUUAGAGCCACCUCAGUCGCCAACGAUCGUCUCGCCACUAUCAGGACCUGCUUCGCCCAUCGAGUCUGUGCUGACACCACCAGGCAUGUCGGCGCCGUCGGGUCCGCGUGCCCGGCUAGCAUCGGUGCCCGAACCCUAUACUCCGUUGGCGGGCGCCAUUUUUUCGCUGGCAGGGCAUCAGCUGCAGUUUCGAGACAAGUUCUGGCUGCGAGACUGCACAGUGGUCAGCGUCGAGAACAACACCAACCAAGGACUUCGCCACUGUUUCGAGAUCCGCACACCUGACAAGUCGUUUGCCGUGUAUGCCGAGAGUCAGGCGAGCAAGGAAGCUUGGGUCAAUUGCAUCCGCGACGCUCGUGCUGACCACAUGUCUGCGCGUCGGACGCUCAAGGCGGAAGAGGACAGCAUCGAGGCCAAGAGGGAGAGGCGAAGGUCGCUGUACAAGGUUGAUCCGUCGAAAGCAGCGAAUAAACGACUUAGCACGCAGAGCUUAGGAGCGUACCUCGCUGCCACCAAUCUGAUCGGGCAAGGACCGGACAGGGCGGUAGUGCCGUCAGAGCAGCUCGUCGAGCCGAGCGCUUCGAGGUCCGUGUCGCAAGAGCGCGAACCAACGCCGCGUCGCUCGCGCGUCGAUUCGCUUCCCAACCUGCUCAUGCGGCCACCUUCCUUCCCCUCGUUCGCGACCAGCGGUACCAACCUGUCGUUAGCAAAUCUACUUGCUUCAAAUGCGUCUCUUGCAGCGCCGGCACCGCUACGCGUGUUGGAAGAUUACAAUGCGCCCGUAUGGGUGCCCGACAACCGUGCAGACAAGUGCUGCAACUGUCAAGAGGCCUUUGGCAUGUGGCGUCGCAAGCACCACUGUCGGCUGUGUGGACAAGUGGUCUGUUGGACCUGCUCGCAGCGGUCGUUUUUGAUUCCUAGCUACCAGGAUGGCGAGCCGGACCGACCUGCACGAGCCUGUGACCGAUGCUACGACAGCGUCUUCCCACCUGAAGACAGCGACGAUGCGGAAUCAGCAGCAGCGGGCGCCGCCGCCGCCACCACUACAGCAGAGGCCAUGGCAACAGCGCCAGACAGUGCCGAAAUGUCGUCCGUGCCCAGCUCGAGUACCGACGAAAGCGUGACUCAGGCGCUGAGUGCCUAUCAUAUUGGUGCCUCGGACGGCGACACGGAUGCAGAGGUCAGCCGUCACGGCUCGCCGCUCACGCCGCCAAUUGGGCAUGAUUCGCCGGCAACCAACGCGGACGCAGAACUGGCCUUGAAUACGGCAUCCUCUCCGGUCGAUGCGAACGCAAUUCGAUCUGCACUGGCAAAGAAGACUGGCUCUGACGCACGACCCAAGUCGCUGCGAUUCGAUGCUUUGCCGCCACUGGAGCUUGCAGUCGGCCCUGGAGCCCUCCAGGCCGAUGCGGUCUCGCCUACAACGCCCUCUCGUCCCACACAAGCGACUGCGUCGCCCGCACGGCCAAGCACGCAAGUCAUUCAAACAGCAUCGCCGCAGGUAGAACGAAGAAGCAGUGCGAGUGCACGCACGUCGCCGAUGCGAUUGAAUCAGGCUCCGGUCUUACCAGCGCGGUCCAAGUCCUUGGCAGGUCCCUUGGCUUCGGCUUCGCCGCGAGUCAUGUCGACCGAGGCUCGACUGAACCGUGCCUCUGCUCUGGAAGCGCACCAUCUGUUUGCUAGCCAUCAUCGCAACCCGCAGAUCCAGGCGGCCACUUCGGGAUCGGGCACUUUCCGUUUAGUGACCCCAAGGCUGACGACACCCGAAUCCGAGCUGCCACCUGGCGUGGCGGGCAAGAGAAGUGGGUUCUCGCCCAGCAUCAUGGAUGUGGGUUACUUUGGAGCGACGACGGGCGCGAUCCAGGAGGACGCCGAGGAUGAAAGUGACACGCAGGGUGCUGCUCCAGCAGUGGCGAGCGCUGGCGCGAGUCCCAGCAAGACGUCGGAACCCUUCAAGCCGUGGAUGCUGCAUGCCAUGUCACCAACGGGCGGUGCUCAUCUGCGACCGGCGCGCAAACGACCGCUGAGUGCAGCAGCGCGCCUGAGCAGCUUUUAUGGACCUCUUCUGGCGAGCAGCAGCAACAACGCGGGCACACCUUCCCAGAUCAAUGCAUCUGCUUCUUCGGCGUCUACGAUCGACGAGCAAAACAACAGGGGCUGA
Molecule: messenger RNA, 4221 nt
Organism: Sporisorium graminicola
Lineage: Eukaryota; Fungi; Basidiomycota; Ustilaginomycetes; Ustilaginales; Ustilaginaceae
Exons: 1
Coding region: 1-4221 (1406 amino acids)
Molecular function (GO): guanyl-nucleotide exchange factor activity; metal ion binding
Source: RefSeq, a predicted model, not a curated record